Polyodon spathula (Mississippi paddlefish) is the source of this 4932-nucleotide messenger RNA. Its product is annotated as striatin-interacting protein 2-like. The coding region runs from base 44 to 2491 and encodes 815 amino acids. The transcript is spliced from 21 exons. Gene Ontology annotation, biological process: cytoskeleton organization. Gene Ontology annotation, cellular component: cytosol. The record is from RefSeq and is a predicted model, not a curated record. Lineage: Eukaryota; Metazoa; Chordata; Actinopteri; Acipenseriformes; Polyodontidae.
CUGUUUCAAAUAUCCUAAUGCAUAGCAGUGACAGGUCGGGCACAUGCAAACUGCCCAGAUGGAAGGGUCGAACAAUAACAACAACAAUAAACAGAAAGUUCUUCCUAAAAUCAAAGAAUUAUUCAAGGACCAACGGAAAGAAUCCGAGGGUUCUGUGGACUCCCCAAGCCUGGAGUUUGAAUAUGGAGACACUGACAGCAUCACUGCAGAGCUUUCAGAACUUUACAGCUACACUGAAGAACCUGAAUUUGCCUUAAACAGAGAUUGUUUUGAAGAAGAUUUCAAGACCCAAGUGAAGGACAAGAGAUGGAUAGAACUGGACAUCCCAGACCAGAAGGCCUACAUAAUGAGGCUGCUGGAUGCACUGGAGGUUACUAAUAGAGAUAAAAGGCUGAAGGUGUCGAGGGCCAUUCUCUACCUAGUACAAGGUGUGUUUGGUGAGUGUGAUUGUGAAGUGGACGUGCUCUAUUGGUCUCGUCACAACACCUUCCUUCUCUAUGAAAUGGGGAUCUUCACUGCCCUCUUAGAGCUGCUCAGCAUGGAAAUAGAUAAUAACCAGGCUUGCAGCAGUGCAGUGAGGAAGCCAGCUAUUUCUCUAGCAGACAGCACAGAGCUCAGAGUCCUCUUGAGCAGCAUGUACCUCAUGGUGGAAACCAUUCGCCUGGAGACUGAAGAUGAGAAGACAGAGUGGCAGUCUGUCAGAGAGUCCUUCAGAACAGAACUGAGUACCCAGGUGUACAAUGGAGAACCUUUUGCUCUGCUUCUCUUUACAAUGGUUACCAAGUUCUGCAGCAUGAACGCUCCUCACUUCCCCAUGAAGAAGGUCCUUCUCCUCCUGUGGAAGACAUUGCUGUUUACUCUCGGUGGCUUCGAGGACCUGCAAGCCAAGAAGGUAAAGACCCGGGAGGCGCUGUGCCUGCCUCCCCUCCCUGAGAACAGUAUCAAGGUAGUGCGGAGCAUGAGGGCAGCCUCCCCUCCGGCCUCCGCCAUGGAGCUCAUCGAGCAGCAGAGACGGGGGCGCAGCAGCCGCAGGCCCUUAGUGAAACAGGACAGCCUGGACGCCUAUAAUGAGCGCGACCCAUUCAAGAACGACGAAGCGCGGGACGAUGAGGAGGACAACGACGAUGUGGACAGCGGGAUUGAGGGUGAGGUGGGUCUCCUGGACAGAGACGUCAUCAUCCAGCCCCCUCCCCCUCCCGUCAGACCUCCCUCAGAGAGAGUGUGCUUCCCGAGGGGGCUGCCUUGGGCACCCAAAGUCAGAGAAAAAGAUAUUGAACACUUUUUGGAAACAAGCAGAAACAAAUUCAUCGGCUUCACCCUGGGAAAUGAUAUUGACACCCUGGUGGGGUUGCCGAGACCUAUCCAUGAAAGUGUGAAAACGCUCAAACAGCAUAAGUACGUCUCCAUUGCAGAGGUCCAGAUGAAGAAAGAGGAACAAUUACAGCGGUGUCCAAUGACCUUGGGAGAAGAAGAGGUAGAGGAGAGCCCAAUUGAAAUUCUUUAUCAGGGAAUGUUAUCCAACCUGUCUCAGUAUGUGAUUGCCCUGUUGAAACUUCUGCUUGCUGCAGCCCCUACCUCAAAGGCCAAGACAGACUCUAUCAACAUCCUGGCUGAUGUGUUACCUGAAGAAAUGCCCAUCACAGUCCUGCAAAGCAUGAAGCUGGGAAUCGAUGUGAAUAGACAUAAGGAAAUUAUUGUCAAGGCCAUAUCUGGACUCCUUCUGCUGCUGCUAAAGCACUUUAAACUCAACCAUAUCUACCAGUUUGAAUAUGUCUCCCAGCACUUGGUGUUUGCCAACUGUAUACCGUUAAUACUGAAGUUUUUCAAUCAGAACAUCAUGUCUUACAUCAGUGCCAAAAACAGUGUCUGUGUUCUGGAUUUCCCACAUUGUGUGGUUCAUGAGCUGCCUGAGUUAACUGCUGAAAGCCUGGAAGCUGGAGACAACAACCAGUUCUGCUGGCGGAACCUCUUCUCUUGCAUCAACCUGCUGCGGAUUCUAAACAAGCUAACUAAAUGGAAACAUUCAAGGACAAUGAUGCUGGUGGUUUUUAAAUCCGCUCCAAUCCUGAAACGUUCCCUGAAGGUAAAGCAGGCGAUGAUGCAGCUGUAUGUUUUGAAACUGUUGAAAAUCCAGACCAAAUACCUCGGGCGUCAGUGGAGAAAGAGCAACACGAAAACCAUGUCUGCCAUCUAUCAGAAAGUACGCCAUCGUCUCAAUGAUGACUGGGCAUAUGGAAAUGAUAUUGAUGCCCGUCCCUGGGAUUUCCAAGCUGAGGAGUGUGCGCUGAGAGAGAGCAUUGAAAAGUUCAACAGCCGCAGAUACGACAAAAACCAGAGUACAGACUUCACCCCGGUUGAUAACUGUUUGCAGAGUGUGCUGGGACAGAGAAUGGAGCUCCCGGAGGACUUCCAUUUCAGCUAUGAAAUGUGGUUGGAGAGGGAAGUUUUCUCACAGCCAAUCCAAUGGGAAGAGCUCCUGCAGACAGAAUAAGCAUGGAGUAUCUUUACUUCAAAGUUCAACAUGUGUAUGUCUUUGUUAUUUGUGAAAACAUUUUACAAAACUGGUACCCAAAGCAGUUACUGGUUUGGCUAAUUUAAGGACCCCAAAGAGUGUUUUAAAUUGCCUUAAAGUUUUGUAACAUUUAACAUUUUUGGAUUUUUCCUGGAUUGAAAUAGUACUUUGGCUUAAAACCUUUAAGUCCAGCCCAUGAUAGUGGCAUGUCUCACUUUAAAUUAGUCUACCUUGGUGUGCCUUUGACACACAGGAUUUUAUAUGUUCUUUUUUUAUAUUAUAUUAAAAAAUAUUACCAUUGUUGUUCCUUGAAACAUGUCUGUUUUGAACUAUUAUAUCGAAACCGUAAGUGUUCAUGUCAUAUUGAGUUAUAAAGUAUUUUUCUUACUUACUCUGUGGCUCCCUUAUUGAAUUAAUAAGGGAAUAUUUCAGAGAGGUUUCUCCAGAUAGAAGAGAAUUAUUGUUUGUGUUGGUGCAAUAAUAGAUGUUGUUUCCACAGUAAAUACCUGCUGAAUGAACAACUUGCUGCAAGACUGUGAAGAGGAUUUGCAGUAAUUAGUAAGGCGUUGAGUGGACUUGAAAUGGUUUCAUGACACAAAGUCGAUCAUGCGCCAGUGCACUUAAAUGGAGUUUCAUGUUGAUCUUGUGUGAUUCAACGAUCAUUUCACUUAACUUCUGGCAGGUCAAAGCUAAUUUGUUGACCAGGGUCUGAACUCCCUUUAGUUUGUAUAUGGGGUACACAAAAUUAUAUUUUGUAGUCCUUGGAAGGGACUUACUGGGUUUCAGAGCUGUAACAGGUCUAAUAAAGGGUGGUUACACAGUCUUUCAUUUCAUUUUUCUGUAUCAGCAUGGCAGUUUCCUUAAUUGUAUUUGGUGCCAGUAUCAAAUCAAAUGAUGAUAGGCCAUCACAAUCAGCCUUUGAUAGCUGCAGUAUUUGUAUUGGUGGUGCACUGAGUGACAACAGGGUUUAGCUACCACUAUGAACUUCUGCUUUAAGUGCCUGGGUUCAGUAUAUCAGGCUGUAAGAUAUUACAUAUCCUCACUGUCUGGGCUCAAAGUGAGAGCCCUGGGCUCCAUUUUAACCACUGCUAGCCACACUUUUAUGGCAGAUUCCAUAAAUAAAAUAAGUGCGUGUGUGUGUGUGUGGACACUUGGGAGGGCUGGUGGUUGUGCCUAUAAACAAGCUGAGAGCAAUCUCUUGAACAUGUAACAGGCCUUGGUGAUAUUAUAUGAUAACUAUUUAUUCAAGCAAUGAUUCACAAACUGGUGUUCAGUUCCCAACUGUUAGCAAAGUAUGUAAAUUAUCCUUAUGAAAAGCAACAGCUAUAAAUGUUUAGCUGGUCUUUUCAGAGAAGCAUCAUUCUAAGCAAUAUAGUAUUCCAGAUUAUUUUGUGUAGUGCAUGGUUUAUUUUGCUAGCAGAUUUAAGGGACUAGCACAUGCUUUAAAAAAAAAAAAACACUAGUGCAAUGCCUUGUCAGGAACUCCUUACCACAUGAUGUAGUAUUUUGUCUCGAUGCAAACCUUUCACCAGUCGCAUACUUUGCAUGAGGACAGUGUAGAUAUUACCAUCACUGCAUGCUCAAGUUCUUAAUGAAAUACUGCCAAACCUUUCUACUGUUUUAAAUGUGUUUUUUUUUUUUUUAAGUAAAUUAGUUUAUGUUAAUUAAACUAGCUUGAAUACAACAAACAAAAUACUAUAUUGUCUGAAUAUUCAAGUUUGACCACAAGUCUAAACAUUUUACAGUGGUGUUUUACUAUGUUGAAGCUAUCGUGUGCUGGUGCAGUGUAAAAUUAUUUUUCUUUUUGAGGUGUGGUCAAAGAAAUACUGAACUUCCAUUUCAGUUAUUCUGAUUUUUAUAAUUUCAGUCUUCCACAAUAAAUAACAAUGCAAUAUAGAAAAGCUGUACUGUGUUUUGCAAGUAUUCCCUUCAGACUCGCUGUAUUGUUAAGCAAAACACAUUUUAAAUAACUAGUCUGCCCGCAGAUCAAGUCACCCACAGUAGCUAGCAAAACGUCAUUAAAAAGACAGAGCUAGUUUUACAAAAAAUCCCUGUAUGUUCUCUUAAAUAUAUGGCAGGUAUCACCGUGUAUAUUUCUUAGUGAAUAAUUUCUAUUUAGAAAACUUCUUUGCAAUAUAUUGUUUGUGCUCACAGUGCCACAUUUCAUUUCCAAAACGUUCAGGGUGUUUUAAGACAUUUUGCUGUUUUAAAUCUCAAAUGUGUUAAUACAAAUGUUUCAAAGAUGUAUGAACACUGUUUGACUUAUUGUACCUUUUAUAUAAUGUGAUACUAUACACCGUCGGAAGCAUGUUUUCUUACUGUGUUAAUAUAAUUAUGCAGCUUGGAAAUACUGUAUCAUAUUUAUAUAAAUGUAUUUAUCCUGUUUUUUUAAUUUUUUUAAUUUGUUUUAACACAGUUCA